AAAUUGGUGUUUAAUAGCAUUUCAUAGCGACGCUUGACUAUUUUGGUAUUAUUCCUUCCCCAUACUAUUCGACAUGAAAAACUGACAUGAAUGGUGCAUUCAAUUUGGUUUAUAUUCAGUGUAUACUAGGCCUAGAAAGUUCAACUGACAACAGCGAAAACAAAUGUCUGUGUGGGUGUUUUCGCAAGUGCAUCCAGGGACAGCCUCAAAAGGUAUUGUGUGAGUCGAAUGUGCAAUGGUUUUACCCUGUGCUUGGCAUCAACUAUUAGGCCUAUACAUGUAUGUUUAAGGAAGCAAUCGAGGGGAAAAAAGUGCUUGAAAGUUCCGUUUUAUGUUCAGUGUUAUGUUCCGAGUCGCAAUGCAAUUCAUCACCUUCAGUUAAUAAAUCGGGUAACUUUGAAUAACAAAUAACCAAACUCUUAGGAACAGGUUUAUUUACGGACGAGCAAUUUUGGGGACUGGUUGGCACUGAGGUUUUGUGUGUGAACUGUAUGUUCACAGGAAGCAGGAAAUAUAAAAACCUGCGCUGGCCAAAUUUUCAGUUUACUUGUGAGAAACCCGCAAGAGACAACAAAAACACAUCACUAUGGCUCGGACUCUACUUCUUUCGCUUGCAGUCUUUCUCGGAUUUCAAGUGGUCGCCGGGAUAGUCAGCGAGUGGAUUGCCAAAGAUGAGAUGGAUAAAGUCUGCAUGAAAAUCAAGUUCGAUGGAAUGAUCAACGUUCGUGACAAUCCCGAAUACAAUACUGACUUUGGAAGUGCCGUAGUGAUCGAUCCUAAGCCAAACUGCAUGGAGGACGAACGAACCAUUACAAUUGGUGUCGGCAAUUCAAGUCUUCAACUGACUUUUCGAAAACAGUCCCAAAGCUUCGUCUUCACAAACAUCACCGCGAAGUGGCUGAAACCAGGCUCCGGACUCGAAAACGUGACGGGAUCAUUGUCCGAUAAGAAUUUCUUAUCGGGUGCCGUGCCGCUGGGAUGUUUCUACUCUCAGGAUGAGCCGCUUUCCAUCCCGUUUCAGGGCGGCUUCUCUGCUGAACUAAAGAACGUGACAUUCCAGCCCUUCGCAGAUUGCGCCAAGAACGACUACGGGAACGACUACUCGAGUCGUGAUUGCCCAACUGACUGCAGCAGAGCAGCGCGUCCCGGAAGUGACAUCAUAUACGUUCUUCUUGUCGCUGUUGUGGGCGCCAUUUCAGUGAAGUUCAUGAAUUAACUUUUUAAUUAGUCUUCCAGAAAAAGGCAGAACAGUUCACUCAUCCCAGUCGCUUUAUGAUAGGGCGCUAACAACCUCUCGUCCAUUUCUGAGCGAACAGACGUUUACUUCAAAAAAAUUUAGAAAUGAAGACAAUGCAGCGGUCCUGAGUGCCUUGGUGAGGAGCGACCAAGAACUGGUUUUGUGUGGCAUUUCAUGUUUCACUUUUGCUUUGCCGUGAUAAUAUUGCUUGCAAUGAAAUACAAAUUAUGAUGUUAAUGUAAUACCUUGUAGUCUUUCCUGUAUAUGUCUUGAACAAGUGUGUUGAAUGUGCACAUUGUUGUCACCGUAGUUUGUGAAAAUAUUUUAUUCCUAGUGAUCAGUCCUUCAAAUUCAGUAUAACAUUGUAUUCAGAUUCGCAUCUACAAAUAUUGAAUUUUGCCUAAAGUGAUGCAUUCGUAAAUGACAGUUUUUAUGUUUAACCAUAAACAUCUUUUUAAUGAUCUCGUGAGUUGUUGGGAUAAAAUGUUUUGAAUUGUAUUGAUUGCUUCUUUUUUUUUUUUUAGUAGGCCUAAAUCCAGCAUUUUGGGCGCGCUCACCAUAAGGACAAAUUAAAACAUCGUCCCAAUUGUUGAUGUGAUGACAUGUGCCUCGCCAGGAUGGGGCAAGC
Molecule: messenger RNA, 1865 nt
Organism: Patiria miniata (bat star)
Lineage: Eukaryota; Metazoa; Echinodermata; Asteroidea; Valvatida; Asterinidae
Exons: 5
Coding region: 587-1216 (209 amino acids)
Source: RefSeq, a predicted model, not a curated record